AUGGCGAACAAUACUGCAUCGCUUCCUACAGAAUGCUCCCCCCAGUCAGAGAGACGCGAAAGCCAUGGAAUGACGCCGCCAUUCUCCAAACCUGCGAGCUUCCGCUCUUCCCAUCAAUAUACGCACCCAGCAGGCGUAAACUUCCAGCACGAGUUGAUAAAGCCCGACGAAGAUCUACAGCGCUAUUUGGACUUCCAACUGACGACGCCGAAGUUGAAUCGAAUCCAUCAUCUGCUAUGGCUCGCUGGCCUCCCACGGGCAGCCCGGCCACUACAUCGACAGAAGCUGAUGAAGCGUACGAUUAUCCUCACAGAAUCGCCAGAUGAGCACCUGGUCUGGAGCCCCGGACAGAUCCUCAUCAAACCCGUCCCAGAAUAUCUCCUGGACCACGAGUUUUGGGUGCGGGAGCUCUGUCCUCAUCGCGAACUGCACGCCGCGGCGUGUGGGCUGCUUCUCUCUUACGCGUGGCUCAUUACUGGAUUGAUCGAUUUCCAACUCGCCAAGGAUGAGCGCAUUCUUCCCAGUGAUGUCACCUGGGAUGCAUGGACACUGCUAAUCCGGCAGUUCCUCGAGUGGAUAGACAAUAAGAAUGAUGAAGAUAGAUGUAGUACUUCCCUGCCCACAGAAAAGGAUUAUGUUUCCCAGCCCCAGCCUGCAAUCAUCAACAAGCGCUACGAGUUUGGUGAGUUGCGCCUGAGCCGCCUGAAUUCCCUUACUGUUGUCGGCCAUGCAAGUGGGACUGGCGACCGACGCGCUGCAGGGGAAUCGGCAGUUUCAGAGGGUUUGCGUCGUCUUCACCUUGGCGUCUAUUUUCUUCACAGUGGUUCUGGUGUGGAUUAUGCUGAUGCCAAUCAUGCCUUAAACGCCCAAAUAUCGCAGAUCUUUGGCGGACAGACCUGCGCCUCGCGAAUGCGUGCCUUUGAAUCUGGUGAUCAUGCAGGUGGUCGUGCCCUGCUGCAACUACCGGGUGGCAGUGCCUUAGCUUAG
Aspergillus niger is the source of this 987-nucleotide messenger RNA. RefSeq lists its product as uncharacterized. Lineage: Eukaryota; Fungi; Ascomycota; Eurotiomycetes; Eurotiales; Aspergillaceae. The record is from RefSeq and is a predicted model, not a curated record. The transcript is spliced from 4 exons. The coding region runs from base 1 to 987 and encodes 328 amino acids.